Molecule: messenger RNA, 3680 nt
Organism: Anoplophora glabripennis (Asian longhorned beetle)
Lineage: Eukaryota; Metazoa; Arthropoda; Insecta; Coleoptera; Cerambycidae
Gene: G9a
Product: histone-lysine N-methyltransferase EHMT2
Exons: 12
Coding region: 275-3484 (1069 amino acids)
Cellular component (GO): nucleus
Molecular function (GO): zinc ion binding; histone methyltransferase activity; p53 binding
Source: RefSeq, a predicted model, not a curated record
UUAAGAAUAAUUGAAUGACAAAUGAUUUUUUAUUUGUAUUUGUAUUGCUAUCGCUGUCAAAGUUCUUUUAUGACAAUUAUAAAAUGUGGUAUGGUAUGUAUGAACUAACUUGAAACGUGGAAAAAAAUAAUGUAAUUAUUCAAUAAGAACUAAAGUAAAUAAAAUGAGACUACCAGUUACUCCAAGAGUAUUUUGAAUUUAUAUUGUUAUCUGUUUGAUAGUUAUAUCUUAUGAUAGGAUAUCUGUUUGUCGUCUACCUACUGCUGAAUAAACCAUGAACAGUGUGGAUGUUAAAAGUGAACCAGUUAGUGAUCAAGGUGACGACAAAGCGUUUAUAAAUACAUUAUUAGGUGAAAUGAAAAGCCAGUUUAAUAGGGCCGAACUUAAAGUUGAUUGUAGUAUAAAGACUGAAGAAGAUAUGAUGAAUGAUAUGUCUUUAAAAUCUAGUCCCGUUAAUGAAGUACAAUUAGGAACGACUGAGUCUGACUUAAGUACAAAUGAGAGUGAAUAUAAAGAGUCCCCUAAAACUGACGGACUUCCUCAAGUUGACGACUCAUCUAAUGAAGAAGAUCUGGAUGGCAAACCUCGAAUUGUUUUAUUGUUCAAGAAACCGAGUGAUGAAACUAGUCCUACUAAAAAUAAAGACAUUACGCCAGGUAGAAGAUCUCUGCGAAAUAAGCACAGUUCUGUAGAUGAAGCGGUGGAUGAGAGUAUUCCGAAACGUUCAUCUAGACGUAGAAGUAAAGACUGUAGUGAGUCUAUUUUACAGAGUGCAAUAGCUAGAAAGGAAAAGUCUUACAAUGAAGCAAAUAAACCACAGAGAUUGACGAGACAACUUAAACCAACGCCAAAGAUACUAGAAAAUCUAGCAUUAGCAAAACAAGAAAAAACUAAACUUAAGUCUCCUAAAAGUAUCGAUAAAAAUAAUCAAUAUGAUAGUGAUAAUGAACUGCAAAAUUGUGAAAAUGGACUAUCUGGAACACCAAAGAAAACUAAAAAGAAUGCAAAGUACUCCAAGAAAAAUGCUAAGAGAUUGAAAAUCAGUCAUAAUGUAGAAAGUGAAAAAGAAUCUGAUUCAGAUCCAAGCUUAUCCCCUGAUCAGGAAUCUAGCUCAGACGUUAGAAAAAUUGCAAGAAGAUCUCAGCGUUUAUCUUUGAGUAGGAAUAAAGAGGAAUUUGAUGAACCUUCUGGUCCAAGUCCAAAUAUAGCCGACCAGGCUAAAGACUUCCCAGAUGAUCCAGAAUGUUCCUCUGUAGGGGCACAACUGAUAGCUUCACGUCUAUGUUUAUGCACACAGAAAACUACGCUGUUUGCUGAUGCUAAUGAAAAUGAUACCAUAUUUUGCACUGCUGUUGACAGCAUUGGCGAAAAACUAAUAGGAUGCAGCAGAGAAGUCGAUUUUAAAGAAACACCUCUGCUGAGACCUUCACAACGUGUACCUUACCUGGUUCUUUGUGACUUGCACAGAAAUAGAUUGCUCAGGCAUAAUUGUUGCCCUACUUGUGGAAUAUUUUGUACCCAGGGAAAAUUUGUUGAGUGUGACGCCAAACACCAGUACCACCGAAGUUGUCAAAUUUCGGUGGGUAGUAUGGAGUGUUGCCCACAUUGCGGUCUUUCCACACCAAGUCACGACAUUGUCAUUACCAUGCAAUGUUCAAAAAAACCCAUAUUUCUACCAGUACAAAAAAAUAAUUACUCGUCUGCUAAAAUGAGUUUUCCGAUUAUUAAAGAAAGUUCCACUUGUGCCACCCCAUCGCUACUUCCUAUCGAAAAUUUCCAAAUUUCCAAUGCGUAUGAAUUGAACGGGGAGAUCUUCUCUGAACACGAUCUCAUGGAAGCUUUAAAAGAAGGUGACAUCGACAGAUUAGUGUCCAUAAUAGCUUCAGAUACAGUCGAUCUUCAUUUAAAAAUCUUAGAUUUCAACAAUGGUAACCUGUUACAUUAUGCCGCCCAUCAAGGGCUUCUCGCGGUCUGUCACCUGCUUGUCACUGCCAGUGUCGAAAUGGACGAUUUUGACAAGGAACAAAAUACUCCUUUGAUGUUGGCGAUAACCUCUAACAAAAACGAUGUUGUGCAAUAUUUAAUUAAAGCCGGGGCUAGUAUUACUAUAAAGGGUACGGACGGUAUGACAGCUCUCCACAUUGCAGCGAAAUGCGGCAAUCUCACGGCGUGUCAAAUUUUGCUUCAAGCCGCUGCUACGAUUAACAAUUUUGUGAAUAGCCAAGACGACGGAGGCUGGACCCCCUUAGUUUGGGCAUGCGAGCACGGUUACAUAGACGUGGCCAAUUAUCUUAUCGUUAAAGGUGCAGAUCCUUGUCUUAGAGAUGUAGAACACAAUGAAGCUUUGCAUUGGGCCGCGUUUAGUGGCAGCUCGAAUAUAGUUGAACUGCUGUUAAAUAGGGGGUGCGACGUUAAUACAGUCAAUGCUCAUGGCGAAUCUCCUUUACAUAUCGCUGCCAGAGAAGACCGAUAUAAUUGCGUGAUAGUUCUCCUGGCAAGAGGUGCUAACGUGUCAUUAGUUAAUAAAAAUAACGAGACCCCAUUAGAGUGUUUACCUGAAGACGGAGAAAGUUAUAACGUGAUAGCCCUAAAUCUUAAACUGCAAGCAGUCGCAGGUACCGAUUUCAAAAACUACAGAACCCUGCUCUCGAAUGACAUAUCACGAGGAAGAGAAGUUAAUCCUAUACAAUGCGUGAAUGCCGUGGACGAUGAACCGGAGCCGAGAGAUUACGUUUACAUUACAAGGAAUUGCAGAACUACCGAUAAUUUUAACAUCGACACAAAAAUAAACACCCUUCACACAUGCAGUUGUAGUGAACGCUGUGUUACGGAAGAGUGCGAUUGCACCAAGUUAUCCAUGAAAUGUUGGUAUGACGAGGAGGGGAAACUCACUUCUGAUUUCAGUUUCGCAGAUCCUCCUCUCAUUUUCGAAUGUAACGAAGCAUGUUCAUGCAACGCUAUUACCUGUCGGAACCGAGUGGUGCAGAAAGGCUUACAGCAACGGUUUCAACUGUACAAGACUGAUACAAAAGGCUGGGGCGUGAAAACACUGAGGUUCAUUCCUAGAGGUAGUUACGUGUGUGAAUAUGUUGGAGAAAUGCUAACUGACGUUACGGCAGACCAGAGGGAAGAUGACAGUUAUUUGUUCGACCUGGACAAUAGAGAUAGCGAGUCUUUCUGUAUAGACGCCAAAUAUUACGGUAACUUUUCAAGAUUCAUAAACCACUGCUGUAGUCCGAAUCUGCACCCCGUUAAGGUAUUCAUCGAUCAUCAGGAUCUGCACUUUCCUCGAAUCGCUUUUUUUGCCAAACGAGACAUCCCAGCUGAGGAAGAAUUGAGUUUUGAUUAUGGGCAUAAGUUCUGGCUGGUUAAGUACAAGUCCUUUACCUGUGAGUGCGGCAUACCCGAGUGCAAAUAUUCCGAUGAAGCAAUCCAGCAAACAUUAACUAGUUGCAAACAAAUGGUGACAGAUCGUAAUGUCUAAGAUCUUUACACUACGGUGGGUUGACGUUUUAGGUUUCCAAAUGAUCAUUUAAGAGGAAACAAAAGAUGUAAGGUGUUGAAUAAUGUUUAAUAUUUACUUGCCUUGUAUAGUUGAGAAUUUGUUUGACAUUUUUCAUUCGGUAUUGAUUUGACGCAAACAAAUACUGGAAGAUGCCCUUUAUGUCGUAAAAGGCCUG